CUCUCUCUCUCUCUUUAUAUUUUGUUACACUUACAUAAACAUAAACAUAAAAAGGCAUCUACUUGAUUUUCUUUCUUUUUUAUUCUCUUUCCUUAUAUCAUGUUGCCUCAGUUUGGAUUUAUUGUUGCACAGGCAGGUGCAGACUCACAUCCAACCAUGUCAAACCAAACUACUUCUACAUCAUCUCAUUUGACAAAACCACCAUCUCAUGACCCAUAUUAUUACCGUUCUACGCGUUCACCACCUAGUUCUUUAUUACCACCACCACCACCUCUUCCUUACAUGUAUAAUAACAAUAAUAAUAACAACAACAAUAAUAAUAACAGUGUGAGUUCAUUACCACCACCACCCGACUAUUAUCAACCAGCUAGAUAUCAACCCUCUUCUAUGUAUGAACCCUCUAGUUAUAGACCAUUGCAACCAUUGCCUCCCUUACCCCAACAACAGAAAUGGCAUUCAGAAGAAAGUUAUCAUUGGCAUCCUCCAGUCUAUCCACCACAAGAAUUAAGCCAUCCUCCCCCACCUCCCCCACCUCCACCUGUUCAAGUCAUACAACAGCCUGUAAAUCAAACGACUGGUUCAAAGGUUGCACAAACAGAUGAUUAUGUGUAUGACGAUCCUUCUUCUUCAUUUCAACGAUGGCCAGAAGAAACAAUGAUAGACCAUGAGAAUAAAAUGUUGCGUCGGAUACGAGAAUUCAAAGAUUUGAUGAGUUGGAUGGAUACUGAAUUUUGGGAACAAUGUGACAAUAUUUAUCGAGAGAAAUUGCAGUCUUUACAAGAAGAAAUUCGAGCUAUUCAGUUAGGCACACAUUCAACAUUUAAAGAGACAUUGGCGGACAUGGAAUUACGUCGAGAACAAACAAUUCAAGAUGCAGUCUAUUAUAGGAAUUAUGAAUUAUCUCUAUCCAAAUAUCAAUUCGAUCAAGAAAUCAGUCUAUUACAAGAUGAAUAUGAAAAUGAAAGACAUCAUUUACAUGAUAUGGUAUUACAAGCUAUUGAAGAAAGAAAGAAACAAGUCAGAGAAGAUAAAGAGAUAGAGACUGAAUUUGAAGUCAAAGAUCUGUUUAAAGAUGCUUAUGCCCGUGUUCAUAACAAGCGACAUUUAAGAAAAAGAGCAGGUUUAGAUAGACAUCAGAAUGCAUCUCCUUCUCGUCAAGAUAGAAGAAGAAGAGCGGAUCGACAAGCAACACCCCAUAAUAUUCAUGCUGCACCUUCUGUAUUAGAAGAAGAAGAAUUAGAGAUUGAUUUCAUGAGUAUGAAGGGUAUGCAUAUGUCAUCAAGAAGACAUCCACAACCACAACCACAGAUAUCAAGAAGACAAUAGAAUUCUUUUUUGAAAAUAAAUUCCGAAAU
Messenger RNA from Gilbertella persicaria, 1355 nucleotides. RefSeq lists its product as uncharacterized. The transcript has 7 exons. Gene Ontology annotation, cellular component: cytoplasm; actin filament. NCBI's taxonomy places the organism in Eukaryota, Fungi, Mucoromycota, Mucoromycetes, Mucorales, Choanephoraceae. The record is from RefSeq and is a predicted model, not a curated record. Gene Ontology annotation, molecular function: actin binding; microtubule binding. Bases 100 to 1326 code for a protein of 408 amino acids. Gene Ontology annotation, biological process: actin filament polymerization.